This is a messenger RNA of Oryctolagus cuniculus (rabbit), 7199 nucleotides long. It is a transcript of the gene SECISBP2L, whose product is annotated as SECIS binding protein 2 like. The record is from RefSeq and is a predicted model, not a curated record. Lineage: Eukaryota; Metazoa; Chordata; Mammalia; Lagomorpha; Leporidae. Gene Ontology annotation, molecular function: selenocysteine insertion sequence binding; ribonucleoprotein complex binding; mRNA 3'-UTR binding. Gene Ontology annotation, cellular component: mitochondrion; ribonucleoprotein complex.
UGGGCCCUCCUCGGCUUCCGUCCCAGAUGAUCCCACCCCGAAGCUGCCACCGCCUCCUCAAUCUCCGGGAGCUGGAGCCGCCUCCUCGGCCAGUGGCGUAGCCGAGUCGCUGUCGCGUCCAGGCAGAUAGGGGCGGCGGUCCGGAGCCCAGUGUGGACCCGAGCGGGGGGCCAUGGAGAAAGCGGCCCGAGGCAUUCUCGUUACCGAUUAGAGCGGGCCUGUUGCGGCUGCUGGCGCCAUGGACCGAGCCCCCACCGACCAGAAUGUCAAGCUGUCAGCUGAGGUAGAGCCGUUUAUUCCCCAGAAGAAGAAUCCUGAUACAUUUAUGAUCCCUAUGGCUCUCCCAAAUGAUAAUGGAAGUGUUUCUGGUGUAGAACCAACUCCAAUUCCAAGCUAUCUGAUUACUUGUUAUCCAUUUGUGCAGGAAAAUCAGUCCAAUAGACAAUUUCCUUUAUAUAACAAUGAUAUACGAUGGCAACAGCCCAAUCCAAACCCCACUGGACCAUACCUUGCCUACCCCAUUAUAUCUGCUCAGCCACCUGUUUCGACAGAAUAUACAUAUUAUCAGCUGAUGCCAGCGCCAUGUGCCCAAGUUAUGGGUUUCUAUCAUCCUUUUCCUACACCUUACUCCAGCACCUUUCAAGCUGCAAAUACUGUAAAUGCUGUAACCACAGAAUGCACUGAGCGUCCAAGUCAGCUUGGACAGGUCUUCCCGUUGUCCAGUCACCGAAGCAGAAACUGUAAUAGAGGGCCAGUGGUACCAAAACAGCAGCUUUUACAACAGCACAUAAAAAGCAAAAGACCGCUGGUGAAAAAUGUAGCUACUCAGAAAGAAACAAAUGCAAUGGGUCCUGAUAAUCGAUCAAAAAUUGUGCUUUUGGUGGACGCUUCACAGCAAACUGAUUUUCCAUCGGAUAUUGCUAACAAGUCUCUCUCGGAGAGCACUGCCACAAUGCUGUGGAAGUCCAAAGGCAGAAGGAGAAGAGCAUCCCACCCCACUGCUGAGUCUUCCAGUGAGCAGGGCGCUAGUGAGGCUGACAUUGACAGUGAUAGUGGUUACUGUAGUCCCAAACACAGCAACAGCCAGCCUGCAGCAGGGGCUUUGAGAAACCCUGAGUCUGGGACUGUGAAUCAUGUGGAGUCAUCCGUCUGUGCAGGUGGUGUAAAUUGGUCCAGUGUAACCUGCCAGGCAACUCAGAAAAAACCUUGGAUGGAAAAAAAUCAAACAUUUUCUAGAAGUGGAAGGCAAACUGAACAAAGAAAUAAUUCACAGGUUGGAUUCAAAUGUCGAGGACAUAGUACUUCCUCAGAAAGAAGACAGAAUUUGCUGAAGAGACAAGAUAAUAAGCAUUUAAACUCUAGUCAGUCCCAUAGAAGUGACCCAAAUUCUGAAUCUUUAUAUUUUGAGGAUGAAGAUGGGUUUCAAGAACUAAAUGAGAAUGGAAAUACUAAGGAUGAGAAUAUUCAACAGAAACUCUCUUCAAAAGUAUUGGAUGAUUUACCAGAAAACUCACCAAUCAAUAUAGUUCAGACUCCAAUUCCUAUUACCACUUCAGUUCCUAAACGUGCAAAAAGUCAAAAGAAGAAAGCUUUAGCAGCAGCCCUUGCCACAGCACAAGAAUAUUCAGAAAUUAGUAUGGAGCAAAAAAAAUUACAGGAAGCUUUAUCAAAGGCAGCUGGAAAAAAGAACAAAACGCCCGUGCAGCUAGAUUUGGGAGACAUGUUAGCUGCUCUGGAAAAGCAGCAGCAAGCUAUGAAAGCACGGCAGAUUACUAAUACCAGACCUCUGUCAUAUACGGUGGUGACUGCAGCUUCUUUUCACCCUAAAGACUCAACUAACAGAAAAUCUUUCACCAAAAGUCAGCCCUGUGUGACAUCCUUUAAUUCUUUGGACAUUACUUCCUCUAAAGCAAAAAAAGGAAAGGAGAAAGAAAUAGCAAAACUAAAACGACCCACAGCACUUAAAAAGGUUAUUUUGAAAGAAAGAGAGGAAAAGAAGGGCCGUUUAACUGUGGACCACAAUCCUUUGGGAUCUGAGGAACCAACAGAAAUGCACUUAGGUUUUAUUGACGAUUUGCCACAGGAGAUUGUUUCCCAGGAAGAUACUGGACUGAGCAUGCCCAGUGAUACCUCACUAUCUCCUGCAAGUCAGAACUCUCCGUACUGUAUGACACCCGUGUCACAAGGCUCUCCUGCUAGUUCUGGGAUAGGCAGUCCAAUGGCAUCUUCAACAAUAACCAAAAUCCACAGCAAGAGAUUUAGAGAGUAUUGUAAUCAGGUUCUUUGUAAAGAGAUUGAUGAAUGUGUGACUCUUCUUCUCCAAGAACUUGUCAGUUUCCAGGAACGCAUCUAUCAAAAGGAUCCUGUGAGAGCAAAAGCAAGAAGACGGCUGGUUAUGGGUCUAAGGGAGGUUACCAAACAUAUGAAGUUAAACAAGAUCAAGUGUGUUAUAAUUUCUCCAAACUGUGAAAAAAUCCAAUCAAAGGGUGGCCUGGAUGAGGCUCUCUAUAAUGUUAUAGCCAUGGCACGAGAACAAGAAAUUCCUUUUGUGUUUGCUCUUGGAAGAAAAGCUCUAGGACGUUGUGUGAACAAGCUAGUUCCUGUUAGUGUAGUGGGAAUCUUCAACUACUUUGGUGCUGAGAACCUGUUUAAUAAGUUAGUCGAACUCACUGAGGAAGCCAGGAAAGCAUAUAAAGAUAUGGUUGCCGCGAUGGAGCAGGAGCAGGCUGAGGAGGCCUUAAAGAAUGUGAAAAAGGUACCACACCACAUGGGGCACUCUCGGAACCCCUCCGCAGCAAGUGCCAUCUCCUUCUGCAGUGUUAUUUCUGAGCCCAUCUCUGAAGUAAAUGAAAAGGAAUAUGAAACAAAUUGGAGAAACAUGGUGGAAACUUCAGAUGGACUGGAAACGUCAGAGAAUGAGAGGGAGGUUUCCUGUAAGCACAGCGCAUCUGAAAAACCCAGUACACUGCCAUUUGACACAAGCCCUGGUGGUAAGCAGCCGUCGUCAGUGGCUGCAGGCAGUACUACCUCAGCUACAAACCCUGGGAAAUCUGCAGCGAGCGAUAAAGAGGAAGUGAAGCCGGAUGACCUAGAAUGGGCCUCGCAGCAGAGUACAGAGACCGGCUCUUUAGAUGGCAGCUGCCGAGAUCUUCUGAAUUCCUCCAUCACCAGCACCACCAGCACUCUCGUACCUGGAAUGCUCGAGGAGGAAGAUGAUGAAGAUGAGGAGGAGGAGGAAGACUAUACUCAUGAACCUAUUUCUGUAGAAGUGCAGCUCAACAGUAGAAUUGAGUCCUGGGUCUCCGAGACACAGAGAACUAUGGAAACCCUGCAGCUUGGAAAAACCCUUAAUGGUUCUGAGGAAGAUAAUAUAGAGCAAAGUGGAGAAGAAGAAGUAGAGACACCCGAGGCACUGGAGCCGGGGAUGGACGGUGAGGCCUGGUCUGCAGACCAGCAAGCCAGUCCAGAGCAGCAAAAGCGGAAGCCCAGCAAGAGCAGCUCCGUGAACAGAGAGCACUUGGAUUUUGAUUCUUCACCCCAAAAUACGUGACUCAGGAAGCGUCGGCUAUCUCCAGUUGUGUAAGGGUUGCAGCCAUUACCUUUUAUGCUUCAUCUCAACAUUUUGCACUGUCUAGUGUCUAAUAUAUGUGUUUAAUUCCUGAUAACUAUUUUUGUAGCUUUUACCUGUUUUGUUACGAUCUAUAGCUUAGCUUUUAAUUAGCAUCUAAGUGUCUUUCUAGGAACUGUGUGGAAAAUUCAGAUCUGUUUCAGCUUAUUUUGUAAUAGAAGAUAAUGAUUAAAAAAGAGGACUAGGUUUUAAAGUAAAUAAGUUUAAAACUGCCUAUUUAAAGUCAUUUUGAAAGCUAAAGAUCAGGGUUGUAAAAGGAUAGAAGCAGUCACCAAUAUGCCAUCUUCAUUCUGACUUGUCUGACCUAAAAGUUGUGGAGGCUUCUUUAAAAAAGAACUGAUGGUCAAGUCAGAAAACUAAACAAAAAACUGAGGGGAACCAAGUCCCACAAAGUAUUUCAUGCUUAAAAAACAAACAAACAAAAAAAAAGCUUGGCGCAAGUUUUAUUUGGUUCACACUUGCUUGUUUCAGAGGUCGCUGGAGACUGUAGUCCAUUAAAGUUGGGAUAGGCUAGAGCAGAGCCUCCAGACCUUUGGCCAGCAGUGGAGCCUUCGUGGUAGAUGGGAGCUAGCUGGCGCCACUCAUGGAAAGCAAUGGAUGCUGUCUGUCACAGUGAACAGUCACUCAGGAUGGGACCUGCCAGACUCUUGUCUCACGUUUGCUUCUCACUUACCUCAGGAAUGCUCUUGUACAUAGUCUUAUUUACAUGAAGUUAGGCAAAGCUUGACAGGUGAAUAACUGUAACCAGUUGUAUGACUGCAGCACUUACAUGUAAACUAUCCAGAAACAAAGUCUUAUACUGGUGUGUUCUUUUGCAUGCUUCUGGUUCAGGGCCCUCUUGAUGUGAGAUACAGAUUUGAUUGAGUCUCCAAACUUGUCUUGAGUGCAAAACCAGUUCUCUUUUUUAAAAUAUAUAUUUUGCGCCUAGCCUUGAGCUCCUUUCACAUUAUAAUGACCAUAGUUCCUGACAGAAAGUCAGGGAAAGGAAUUUUGCACAACUUUUAACAUGAAUCCUAAUAAUCAAGGCUUAGAAGAAGAAGGUUGAGAAGCAAAGAGAAAGUUGUCUAAUUGUGGUGAAAGUAUUAGAUUUAGAGUAUACAGAUAUAUGCAGAUAUUAAUUCUUUAUUCACUAUUAUUUAUCUCUAUCCUUCUCUAGGAAUGUAUAUACCUGUUUGGGAGGAAUUAAACUUACUGAGCUAGAUGUUUUAUUUCCUAGUUAGUCACCACCUGGACUUUAGUGAUCUACCUAAGUUUAUGUAGUGGUGGAAGAGUUAUAAAUUAUUUUCUGUUUUCCCUCCAACUCUCCCUUUUCCCCAACAGCUCUCUACCCCUUCCCACACCCCCCUUCACCCCAAACCCCCCAACGCACAUACCAGCUUCCCACAUACAAGCUCCCAUAAGCAGGCACAAAAAGGAGGAGGGAGGGGUAUGCUCCCUGCCCUGGUUAUAUGGGGCAGGGCUUUGCCUCACAGAGGCAGGAAAGACGUUGGAAGAUUCUUUACUGAAAUCCUUGGGACUACUGUGCUAGUUUUGAUGUUUUAUACUGCAGACAUUUAAUUACUGGAGAAAUUGGAUUCUUGGUUGAUGAUGAUUUAGUAUUUGUGGAUUGUGAAAGUUUAGGAGCAUAGCUGUGUAGAAAAUGUCAGCGUAUCAACUUUAUCAGUGUGCCGAGAAGGGGACAUUAUUACACUGUCCUGUCUAAACUGUUCUCCACUUCUUACUUCCUGGGCACCAGUUAUCUAAUACUUGAGGGGACACAGCAUGUAAGGAAUGAAGCCUCUGAAGUAGUGAUCAUAGAUUUAUAUAUGGCAGAUCUUACAGUCUGUACAUUUGGAAGUAUUAGUUUAAAGAAAUGAUAGACGUUUUGAACUACUGACAAUCUUUAAAAUAAAUUUUAAAACUUUUCAUACUUUUUAUGAUGUAAAUUUCCUUUGCUCGAUGUCAGUGAUUCAGAUAACUCUUGAUCUUGAGGUAAUGGCUUUUCAAAAGUUUCUUAUAUUUUAUAUCUCUUCUGAACAUGAAUGGCCAUUUUAGAUUUUUGACAUUUGUAUCAAAAAGAGAAGUUGAGGAAAUCUUCAGAACACCAACACUGUUUACUCUGCUGUAGACUUCAGAUUCAGUGUGUUCAAUCAAUGUUUUCCCACCUGCAGUACCUCUUCUGCCAGCAAAUCCAAGGGACCACAGCCUUUUUUGUAUGAGACCGGUCAGCUGUAGAGCACAGCCCAAGAUUUACUAAAGGAAGUGCUACUGUGUUGAAAGUGUGCUUAAAUAAGUAUUAAUAAUAAUGUCUUUAUAAUUUGUUUCCUUUAGAUAAAUUUUGGAAUUUGUGUAUAUUGAAUUACAGGCUUUGGAGAGGCAUGAAAAUUAGGAAAUUUUUUUGGCUUGUUUUUGCAAGUGGGUGUAGUGGGCUCUUUGGAGACCCAGGAAGAGAUUCGGUGGUAAGAGUAAGGUAUCAUCAUCACAAGAAAUAAAAAGCAUAGUGAUUUUUUUCUUAGUCUAUAGAGAUUGUUUUACUGGCAAUAAUUAAUACUAGAUUUCUAUUUUAGCACAUAAGUAUGCAAAUUACAAUAUAAAUUACACCCCCAAAAUUAGAUUUCUGCUUCAGUAGGUUUGUUUGUUGUGAAGAUUACUUCUCAAGACAAAUGUUCAUAUUAGCUUAAUUUUCGGUUUAAUGUUUGUAAAUGAUGUAAUAUAUUUCUUUUGACUAAACAUGGGAAAAUAACGUGUGUUAUACAUUGAAAAGUUUUUACAGGCUUUGACUGGAGGUCAUUUUUUGCAGAGAUGGUAUUUUAUAUGCUUCCAGUAUUUAGAAAAGAAUUAGUCAAAAGGAAUUCACAUAGUUUAAAUAUUGAGAAAUUAAUAUCCAAAUAAUAUACUUGUCUGAUUUCUUAAUAAGCUAGGGGAGGUGGGUGGGAUGGGAAUUGUAAUGUGCAAACGAGUAGUAAACUCCAUAUUCAUUUUCAACUCUUUAACGUGAAAUCACUCAAUCUUAACAAUGGUUACUUUAAUAUAUGUAUAAAGAAGUAUUACUGUUUCUAAGGCUGCUGUUUGCUUUAAAAAAAAAAACAAGCCCUUGUCAUGUAAGUAUUUUCUGUACAUUGUGCCAACAGGUUAGAAUAUUAAUCCAUAUGAAAACUCUGUUAACUGUUUUUGAUUUGAAGAAUUAUCUCUGAAAUAAUUUAUUUACAGACAUCCUCCUCUUCCCUUGUCCCUCGCACCCUUUACAUACAUCACAGAAUCAACCAAAUUGUUUGUCUAGGCCGAAUCCUAAUGACAAAAAUUUUAACUUUGUUGGCACAUCCCACCUUAAAAGUAUUUGUAUUAUUUUGUAAUUUAAUUUCUAAAUAGAUCAUAUGAAUUUAUAAUUUAAUAUCUUCAUUGUAAUGUUCUAAUAAAAAACUAGUAAAAUUAGUGUGAGUUAUGACAUGAAGGGAUUUUCAUCUUGUUAGUUCUUUUGCUCUAUGAAGGAUAAUUGUUAUUUCACAUUUGGGGGGUAACAACAGCUUUUUUUGCACUAUGUAAAUACCAGUGGGGAUUCUUCUGUACUAAUAAAAUGAUUAUUGAAAAGUAA